Messenger RNA from Neoarthrinium moseri, 1941 nucleotides. RefSeq lists its product as uncharacterized. The record is from RefSeq and is a predicted model, not a curated record. NCBI's taxonomy places the organism in Eukaryota, Fungi, Ascomycota, Sordariomycetes, Amphisphaeriales, Apiosporaceae. The transcript has 7 exons. Bases 1 to 1941 code for a protein of 646 amino acids.
AUGGUCACCCUGGAACAUUCCUGCACGCUAUUGCGCAAUGCUGUGGUCGCUCUUAUUUUCCUCUCCAAUUCCUUGUCGUCAGCCCAACGCACCCCCAGGGAGAAUUUGGUGCUCGCAGACUGCGGCAUUGGCCUUGGACCAAACGGGGGCUCGACUUCACGCGAGAUACUGUAUUAUCCAGCUGACGUCUGGACUGGUCAGAAGCUAGAUACCUAUAAGCCUUCUAUGGUCGUUAACGUCCCCUGGAGCGGUUCGUAUCCAUGGGGUCAGCCAGGCGGUGUUAGUGCGACGAUGCCGAAUGGCGACGUACUCACCAUACAUAUCAAUCCCAGCAUCAGAGACCCUGAGCCCGCCGGAGACGCUUGGCACAAGUUCGAAAUGGACAUUCCCCUAAAAUGCUACUCGUAUCACUGGGAUAAGGUGUAUCAGCUCACUGACGGCAAGUGGUGUUCGAGUGCGUACGUCUGCAACCACCUUGGUAAACCAUACCUCGACCCCCAGGACGGCAAUUCUUACGGAGACUGGGUGGACCCUGCGAAGGCUCAUUGCAGCGAUCCGCUGAUGGCUGAUCGCAGUGCGGAUGCCAUGGCUCGCUGGAAGGCUUCCGGCGCCAACUGGGCAUUUGCAACAGCAACACUCGACUGGGCAGCCGCCAAUUCAUCGGCCAAUGACCACCCAACAUCUUUAACGUUCAGUAAUUAUGUAGCCGAUCGCCUGGGUGCCAGAGAAAUGUUCGAAUGUGCCGACGUUGACAGCAAGUUCUGCACUACGCCAAUCGAGUGUGAUAGAGUGCAUCAACCGGCAGGUAUGCUCAUCUUGAACUCCUUCAUCGCCUUGAAUGCUAUGCAGAGCCAGAUUCACGCCGGACUUGAAGAUGCAAUGAAUAUUAUGCAGAACUUCGUCGGAGACUUCCAAGAUAUCUUUUCUCCAGGUCGAGAACCGCCAAAGAAAACGUGGCUGUCCAACCUGGUUGAUACCCUACAGCUUGUGGCAGGGGUGGCCUCCGGGUUCAGCUGGAAUAUCGCCGCCAGCGGUACAAAGUUGUUCACCCAGAAAGAUCGCUGGGGCUUCUACAAAGACAGCGUAAAUUCAGCUGUUGGGUAUGGAUUCCAGAUGUACCGUCACCACCAGCCAACGCCUGCAGACGUUCAAAAUGGUCUAUCAUCUGCAAUGGGCACGGUAUUCAGAUCAUUGAUCGACGCUCAAUCAGAAUUCCUCGAGAAGCUGUUCUCUGGAACGGGUGAAAGCAUCGGCCUUCUUCAGAAACUGACCAAGAAUGGACUGGCCCUGCAGCUCGCAGAGAAAAUCAACAAGGCCAAAUAUUCAGCCGAGGCUCAAAAACUUGUCUAUGCUCAGCUUUUGCCACUCGCCUGGAAGCAUUCCACGACCGAGAUCAAGGGCGUACCUCAUGCCAUCCGCCCCAUGAUAUUAAUGUCUCCUGGUUGUAUUAAAUCGGGACCGAACCUCAACUGGGUGGUUGAUUCCAACAAAUCAGAGAGAAUGGCAGUCUGCUACAAGGGCCAUACGUUCUUCGUCGGCUUUCCUACCUUCAAAGAGGUCGAACACGGAACACCGCAUGGCCUCAAGCUCUGGGCUCUGCCAGGUGGUGAACAUAGCAUCCUGAAUGGUACCAGCCAAGCAUGGGGCGGUCUAACCUUGGAUGAUUUGGUAAUCAGCGCCUUCGAAGGAUAUCGGCGCAAUAACUACAAAAAUGGGUUUGAUGCCAGUAAAGAUGAUGGAAGCACGGCGCCGGGGGAUAUUAUCAUGGGGAAUGGUGUCCUCACGCCUGGUUUUGUGAAAUUGCCAAUCUGUACCGUGGAGAAACUUUGGGAAGAGACGAAGAUCUUGUAUCAUGUCAGCUCUGACUUGGACCACAAUACGUUUCCCUGUGGAAAUGGCAAUCUGACUGCGACGGAAAUGGCUCAGUUCGGCUUUUCAUGA